Rotaria sp. Silwood1 is the source of this 2778-nucleotide messenger RNA. Lineage: Eukaryota; Metazoa; Rotifera; Eurotatoria; Philodinida; Philodinidae. The record is from the annotation of a GenBank genome assembly.
AUGCUGUUGUUGGGUACUUUAUUUCUCGUCCUCAUCUUUCCUCUUAAUAGUAUUGUCUAUGCAUGCAAUAAAGAUCCGCAUGAAGGCGUGCUCGUUGUUGCUGCUGGAAGUUUUCUUUCAGCAAGUAGUGAUCAAGGUGUGAAUUGGUCACCAGCGGAAAAAAAAGGUCAAAUGACAUUCAAUCAAGCAACUUGUCGAUAUGAAAAAGUGGUUCGAGGAUUACCAGCAAAUACAAACUUCGAUUGGAAAGUUGCUUUUAAUGGAAACUGGGGUGGAGAUAUAGGAUGUAAUAAUGGUAAUAAUUGCGUGUUUAAUAGUGGUUCUUCUGGUGUUGUUCUUCUCAUAUAUGAUCCAUUCAAUAGACAAUUAACGACAACUCCUUUUGAUGACCAAACUACAGUUCCAAAUGGUUCAACUUCUACAUCAACACUAACACCAACAUGUUCGAAUCCAUAUCAAAAUCGAAUAGUUCGAGCAUCGGGUGAUUAUCAAACAGAAUUAGGUAGUUCAGCUCCUUGGCUUGCAACAGAAGCAAAUAGUUUGAUGACAUUUGAUGCAACAUCUUGUCUUUAUAUACUUACACUCACUGGUUUAACAACAAACAAAGCUUAUGAAUGGAAAGUCACAUUUGAUAAUUCAUGGUCAAAUAGUCUUGGUUGUGGAAAUGGUGGUAAUUGUAAAUUUUCUACAAAUGCAGCUGGUGCAAUUGAACUUGUAUUUAAUCCUAUUUCAAAACAAUUAUCAAAUCGUCCUUUGACAACUGUUUGUGGUAAUGAACAAUGUGAAUUAGGUGAAACAUGUCGAACAUGUUUAGCUGAUUGUGGUCAAUGUCCACCAGCUGUAUGUGGUGACGGUAAAUGUGAAGAUGCUGAAACAUGUGAAUCAUGUUCAAAUGAUUGUGGAAAAUGUCCAGUAUGUGGUGAUGGAACAUGUCAAUCUAAUGAAAAUUAUCAAACAUGUCCACAGGAUUGUCCCAAUGAAUUGGCUGGUUGUGGAAUAUUUCGAGAAGAAAGUUGUGAAGGUGGUUCUCAAUUUCAUGCAAAUGCAGGUGCUGAUGCUAAACGUUGGCAAACACCAAAACCUGGUACAAAAGGUUAUCAACCAUCAUAUCAAGAUUAUCAUACACUUGUUGGUUAUGCUGAUAUCAUUUAUACAUCUACAGAUCGUCGUACAGCAGAUGUUUGCCUUGAAACAAAACAUCGUUAUGGUGAUAGUGUAAAAUUAACUUAUUUCUUUGAUGGUGUUGCUCAAGAAAAUAAAUGUAAACGUUAUACAAGUUCAUAUACGGGUAUCUUACAAGCAGUAGUUACAGGAAGUGAUGGUUCAGCAUUAGAACUACCAGAAAUUGAUUUCAUUUGGAAUGCAAGACCAAUUGCUAGUCGAUCAGGUGAUUAUCGUAAUGGACAAAAAGGUGCUGUAGCAGAAAUGUUUGGAUGGCCUCAUAAUGAUGUCAAACAAGAAUGUGAAUUUCUUAGUAAAGCUGGUUAUUUAGGUGUAAAACUUUUUCCAGUUCAUGAACAAUUAUUGUCAACACAACCAUUUGAAGAUGCAAUGAAUCCAUGGUAUUUUAUGUAUCAACCAGUGUCGUAUAAAUUGGACGGUAGAAUGGGUACACGUGAAGAAUUACGUGACUUAAUUAAUACAUGCCGUGGAUAUGGUGUACGAGUUUAUAUUGAUGCAGUACUUAAUCAUUUUACUGGUGCCGGUAAUGAUAUGAAUGAACAUCGAAAUCCUAAUGGUUGUGUGAAAUGGGGUAAUAAAACAAGUAGUGCACCAUCCGAACGACAAUCGCCAUUUUAUACACAUGCUUAUACUUAUCAAUAUAAUCCAAAUACAGGUAAAGCUCCAUCGAAUGAAUUUCCUGGUGCUGCUAUUGGCCCUGAAGAUUUUCAUUGUGAUCGUGUACUUGGUUCUUGGUCUGAUUUAUUUAUCUUGAAUAAUGGUUGGCUUGUGGGCCUUACUGAUCUUGAUACAUCAAGAGACAAUGUACGUGAACGUCAAGCAGCUUAUCUUGUUGAUAUGUUAAGUUUGGGUGCUAGUGGUUUUCGUAUUGAUGCAGCUAAACAUAUGGCACCUGAAGAUAUUUCUGCAAUAAUGAAAAAAGUUCAACGAAAAAUGGGUGGAAAAUUACCCGAUGAUUUCUUUGUUUGGCUUGAAGUUCUCACAGGUGGAGAAGCUGGUGUUUUAUGGCAAGGAUCAUCAUGGUAUGGAACUAUGUUUGAAAAUAUUCUUAAGAAUGAUCUUGGCUCAGAUUCAGACGUCAAUAAAAUUAAAAUGUGGGAUGGUCUCUAUCCAAAGGAACCGCAAAAUAAUCCAUCAGUAUCACGUCAUCGUGUAGUCAUUCAAAAUGAUGAUCAUGACCAACAGAAUCCAGGUUCAAGUAGUCGUGAUAUGGCUAAUGCUGGUUGUGUUCUUGUUAAAAAUUGUCCUGCAUCCGAACAUCGUAAUUUUGAAAUUCGUCUUUUUACAAGUCCAAAUGGUGCGCAGAACAAUAAUGAUGAUUGGCCUAUUCGAUUUAUUCUUUCAUCCUAUUAUCAUACUCAUGGUGAUCUGGGUAUUCCAGAUGGAAAAUCAUCAUGUGAUCUAUGUACUGUUACAUGCACAUCGUGUCGUAAAUCAGUACCUUAUAUAAAAGCACAUGAUCCAAUGGCAUGUGCCUAUGCAGGUAAUGGAUAUACCCGUACACAUCGUGAUAUAGCUGUUAUCAAUGCAAUGCGCGCAUGGAUGCAUUUAGCACCAAUAUCAGGAACAUCGUUGGGUAUCGGACAUUGUGGAUAA